GUGUAUAGCAUUUGGGCCAUAAAAAUAUGUAAAUAUUUAAGUUUUAUAUUGUGAUUUAAAUUUUUUGCAGACUCAUAGUGUUUUUAUUUACGAAUUAUAUACUAAAAUUGUAGUGUAAUAACAAAAACAAACAUGAACUUUUUAUGAAUAUUUCAAUUAUAUUUGAAUGGAUAGAACUGUAUUUUGAGAUAAGGAAACAAACGAUGCCAUCCUUUUGGCGAUAUUUCUGUUGCAUUUGUGACAGCACAGACAAACGCUCUUACAGCGCGCGCGAUGAAUGGACCAGCAGACGAAAAAAUAGCCGACGUACCAAAUCUGGUAAAAAUACAUGGGCACGACGAAGUCUUCUCGACAAUGAACAAGUAGAGUUAAACGAAAUCACAAGAGAGCAAAUUCCAUAUCAAAUGAGAGCAAUCUCAACACCAACCUAUGACACGGAACGCAUGAGUGAAGACAGCUUUCAGGAUAGAUUACUAGAACACUUUGCUCCAAAGAAACGCCCAACUGUGCAUGGUGUUUUCGAAAACUCUCUUGACGACAGUUCUGCGUCUAAAACAACUUUUCCUUGGAUGGAUGAACGCUUCGUUCCAAAUGGGCGUAAUGGAACUCGACUUGGCAUUAGCGCUGUUCAAAUGAACGCCAAACGCAGUGGAACAGCGGUUCCGCGAAGCAACGUCACGCAAACAACAAACAUAAACAAUGGAAGACCACACGCCUUCCCACCAAACGCGAAAAGUCACAGCUUCACGGAAGGACAGCAUGCUGAAAAUGUCCAAAUUCAUGCUCGACAUGUAAUAAACUCUACCAAUCUACCUAAAAAUGUAAAAAAUAUACAAAAUGGACAUGUUUCGCGGAAUAAUUUCAAUACGUCACCAAAAGAAGUUACAGACAUCAGAAGGCCCGUGCGAUUAGGUGUAUCUGGUAAAUACAGCGAAAAGCCUAUGGUUCUGAAAGCACCUACUUCAGACGUUGGGGUCAGAAGAGUAAGUUCGAAACAAGGUAAGAUCCGACAAGAAAGAAUUCCAAAACUUGAAGAUUAUACGGGAACCAGUGCUCCUUCAGUUGCGGCGGGAAACCAAGUUGUUGUCGGUCAUUCUCGACCUAGUUUAAUGGAUAUAUUUCCAAAUAGCGCGAUGAAUGACGCUGAAAGUGAAAUUGAAGCAGACGUCAGUUACGCAAGUGAGAUCAUAUUCCGGAAACAGCCUUCGGAGUAUUCUGGGAGUGAAGUUUCAUUAAAGCGUUCAGCAGAACCGGGUAUGUUUUCCGCAAAUACCAAUAAAUAUGAACGGCUGAAGCCAGAAAGAAUACACUCAGAGAAAUCAAAACCCGAAAAACAGAAAUCUAAAGGAAAGUAUAGCAAUUUAUCAACUGAAAGUAUGUACGGGUAUGUUCCAAAGGUUGUUCAGAAUGUUCAUGCGUCGAAUGCCCUGGAAGGAACUAAAAUAGAUGAUUUCUUUAUGCAAAGAAUGCAAGAACGCCAACUGGAAAGUUUUGGAUCACUGGAUAACAAUAACGUGAAUAGUGAUGAAGAAACCAUCAUUAUAACUACUCUUGUUGAAAGCACAGAGGACUUGACAGCAACUGAUAAGACUAAUAACAGCGUACAGGUAAAUGAAACAUUAAAAACCGAGCAGGUUGCAUCUUCUACCUGCGUUUCAAGUGAAAAACUUUCGAUUAAAUCUAAGGCAACUGACAAAGCAAACACUACGGAAUCUUCCUCGAUCAGUAAUACACUGAAACAUGACUGUAUGGACGAAGAUAAAACUAAACAUUUAAAAACGAAUGACGACAAAGUGAUAAUGAUCGAUUUCCCGCCAAAUCUUGAAAAUAACAAAAAGAUUCCAAUAUUAAACAAUUUAAAAACACGUUCAUCAAAUGAAUCAAAUUCAGAAGUGAGCAACAGAUCUACAACAAGCGUUCAGACAAAGUUAAUAACUGGAGAAGUGCUAUAUUGAGGACUUAUUAACUUUUUGGAAGUUUUAGAGCCACAUAUAACCUUUGGUCAAAACGUGAUGCACCGAUAUAAUACGCAAUCUUGAGUUACGAACAUAAAUUACGUCAAGCUGCAUACAUCUCUAUCUAUUUUUAUCUCGUACCUUCUAUGGGACUGACCUCCUGGACACUAGCUUUAACUCUAUCUCUUCUACUCCCUAUUUAAAGCCGGUAUGGGAAUGUUCUCCUGGACACAAACUUUAUCUCUCGUGCCUUCUAUUCAAAACCUGUAUAGGACUGUCCCGCUUGGCACGAGCUUAUUCUAUUUAAUAUUGUACAUUGAUGAAUGAUACAGCUUUAUAUUUGUUUAUUACCUACGAUCCUCAACAACGCUGGCACUUAUGCCAAAUGUGUUUUGUGUAUUUAUGUUUGUGUUUAGUUUGAAAUAUUCGUGCAAGAAAUUUUAUAAGUGCUA
Molecule: messenger RNA, 2407 nt
Organism: Mercenaria mercenaria
Lineage: Eukaryota; Metazoa; Mollusca; Bivalvia; Venerida; Veneridae
Exons: 2
Coding region: 144-1955 (603 amino acids)
Source: RefSeq, a predicted model, not a curated record